Penicillium arizonense is the source of this 420-nucleotide messenger RNA. RefSeq lists its product as uncharacterized. The coding region runs from base 1 to 420 and encodes 139 amino acids. Lineage: Eukaryota; Fungi; Ascomycota; Eurotiomycetes; Eurotiales; Aspergillaceae. The record is from RefSeq and is a predicted model, not a curated record. The transcript has a single exon.
AUGGAGGAAAUUGCCAAUAUUGUUCGACAGAUCGGCCGACAGCAGGGAGAAAAUGUGUACUUUCGAGCCUGCUACGCCCUUUUCAAACACCUCCAGGACAAGGCCGAGCAAGCAUCUGAGGACUUAGUUCGCCUGCACCAAUCCGGCGCUUAUGGUUUCUCCGAUGACGAAUUCUACCCCGUCUACCAGGUCGCACAAGAGCUUCAAGCCUCAGUGCACGACCUGGCUGACCAAGCACGCAAGGCGCAAUCGGCCUGUGAAGAGUUUUGCGAGUUGGACCCGAGCUAUUCGGCCCGCGAAGCUUUCAUGUUUACCGAUACGGUACAAGCAGCCAGGAAGACUGAAGCUGAUGGGUUCCAAGAUAUCUGUGAUAGCCCCCGAUCGAUGCAGUUCAUAAUGGUACCGGUGGAUGAUCACUGA